AUGGCCGUGAUGCGCGUGCUAUUGGCUGAUAAGAACAAUACUACAGAAGCUUUGUACAUUAUUUCAAUCGAGGAGUGUAAUUGUUUACUGCCAUUAGCUAGAAUAAAGAAGAUGACUACCGACGAGGGCGAAGGGCAAGACCAAAACAUUGAAGGUCAGCCCUUGUCACAAUCACACCAAAUGUGUAAACAUCCGAGCAACGUUGGAGCGUAUCUGCGGAAUGGUGCAUGUAGGUGGUCGACAAGACCGAAGACUAGAAAGUUCAACGCCAAUCAACAUUCGAUUGUUAUAGCACAGCAGUUCUUAGAUAAGAGUAAGAAUUACAUAUGUACUAUUACACGCGCCAAAUUCAAUCCACUGGGAAGGAAUCAUAUAAAAACUCGGAAGACCCCGAUGGGAGAUGGGGAACGAGAGUUGUACAAGACAUACCGCACAGCAAAACUCAGCACUUACAAGGAUAAGAAGAAGGAGAGGAAUCUCAAGAUAAACAGGUUUUGA
Messenger RNA from Sphaeroforma arctica JP610, 498 nucleotides. RefSeq lists its product as hypothetical. Bases 1 to 498 code for a protein of 165 amino acids. The transcript has a single exon. NCBI's taxonomy places the organism in Eukaryota, Ichthyosporea, Ichthyophonida. The record is from RefSeq and is a predicted model, not a curated record.